Messenger RNA from Sinocyclocheilus grahami, 3303 nucleotides. RefSeq names its product leucine-rich repeat and fibronectin type-III domain-containing protein 2-like. The transcript is spliced from 5 exons. Gene Ontology annotation, molecular function: protein binding. Gene Ontology annotation, cellular component: cell surface; postsynaptic density membrane. Lineage: Eukaryota; Metazoa; Chordata; Actinopteri; Cypriniformes; Cyprinidae. The record is from RefSeq and is a predicted model, not a curated record. Bases 809 to 2014 code for a protein of 401 amino acids.
GUUCCUGCAACGCACCAUGUCCGUUCUGACUCGUUUGUGCCAUCUACAGAUUUGCACAGCUCUGGAGAGCUUUUGAUCACCGUCUACACGCGUUCGAUACAUGUUUCAACUGACCUGCACUCCUCGCAACCCAUUCUUUUUCUUUUUUAAAACUAGGAUCAAUCGCUGAACUCGGGGUGUUUCUGGAUAUCGCUUUAGUUUGCGAACGGAAUUGCGUGUGUGUACGUUAAUGGAUUCACUACUAAACAAUGGAGAAACAGUCAGCAACUGAAAUACGGGAAUAAACGGUUGGCGUUGGGAGAGGAAUGCACAAUUUAACGAGAGAUCUGGGAUAUUUGUCUGAUCUAGAAGUGCGUGUGGCCGUUUUCAGCUCAACUUGGUGGAAACUACACAAGGAUGGUGUGUUAGGACUCGGAUUUCAGCGCAGGUCGGUGUGCAAACGAAUGCACCUUGCUCCGUUUCUCUUUUCUUUACAUGACACAAUAAAAGAUGUAUUGAGACCGCAAAGGCUUUAAAGCGCCUCCGUUUAGAAUUAAGUGGAAUCAAGGCGAAUGGAUACGUCUCCAAGGUUUAAGGUGAACAAGUGACUCAAUGAGGUGGAAUACUACUUUAGCAGAGUGUUGGAAGAGAAGUUACCUUGCCCCAGUUCUCCGAGAGCACAGGGAGAGAGACAGACAUCUCUGAUUGUUUGUUGCCAGUAGGGAGACGGGAAGGUGUAAGCCUGCUGUGUGAGAACGUUUGAAAUCAAGGCUGCGAGAAGGAACCAUAUGGCACAAAAUACAAUAUAGGUCCCUGCUUGUGAUUUACCAUGGCCAAAGUGCUCUGCUGCCUCCUUCUCCUGGGAAGCGCAGUCAUGAUGACCACAGCCUGCCCUAAAUAUUGUGUUUGUCAGAACCUAUCAGAGUCCUUGGGCACACUGUGCCCAUCCAAAGGUCUGCUGUUCGUGCCCUCUGACAUUGAUAGAAGAACCGUGGAGUUACGCCUGGGAGGAAACUACAUUAUCAAAAUUACCCAGCAGGACUUCACCAACAUGACGGGCCUUGUGGACCUCACACUGUCACGAAACACCAUCAGCUUCAUCCAGCCCUUCUCCUUUGUGGAUCUUGAAACCUUGCGUUCGCUGCACCUGGACAGUAACCGGUUGACAGAGCUGGGCCCAGAUGUCCUGCGAGGCUUAGUGAACUUGCAACACCUCAUCCUAAAUGUAGUCAAGAACUGGAAAUUCCCCUUCCAGUGGGGAGGAACCAUGAUCUUGGUGAUUGGUGGAGUGAUCGUAGCCACUUUGUUGGUCUUUAUCGUCAUCCUUAUGGUACGCUAUAAAGUAAACAGUGGCUUGCAGGUUGCAAAGUUGGUGACGGUGAGCAAUACCUACUCCCAGACCAAUGGGAGACCACAGGCUACACAGCGACUAAACAAUGGCGCUCCUACACCGCAGGCUCCAAAGACUGUAGUGGUGAUGCGAGAUGAAGUGGUGGAGUUUAAGUGUGGCUCCUUGCAGAGUAGCAUCUCGUCCUCUUCAUCCUCCUCGGCUGACUCCCUUGGAAGUGAGAAAGUCGAGUCUUACAAUCGACACGUGGAUUCUAACACCUUGCCCAACAGGUGGACGCAAUCAUCAACUAAGGCACGACCAAACCUGGAUAACCUGCUAGGGGCAUUUGCUUCUCUGGACCUGAGGGUUCCCGCAAGAGAUCCGGUAGGACCAUCUUCUUCAGGGGCCAUGGCAAUGGGCAUGAGGCCGCCCACUGACAAGGAGCCUCUGCUAGGCCAGGGAGAUUCCAAGCUUGGGAAGCUUGUAAUGCUGCCAUCAGAGAACAAGCCCAAGCGCAGCCACUCGUUUGACAUGGGAGACUUUGGUGCUUCACAGUGCCUUAGUUACCCACGACGCAUCAGCAACAUUUGGACUAAGAGGAGUCUCUCGGUCAACGGUAUGCUCCUGCAGUGCGACGAGAGUGAGGGGGAAGGGGAUAAGGCACCGUUUGAUAGCUCUGAGUGGGUUAUGGAGAGUACAGUCUGACAGGGAUAUCGGAUUAGCUCUGCCAAAAAAGAACAAAAAACAACCCAUUCUCCGAACUCGUCUGGUGAAAAGGAUAUGAACUUGCUGCAUCAUAUGACAUAAAGAAGGACUCAAAUGGCUGUAAUGAAAAGACACCUCAGCAGUGGCCAUGACUGUGUAAUGCAUGAUUUUUCCAUGUCAAUAUUGUCCUUCUUAUCAUUUGAUCACAAAGAAGUUCAAAGGUUUGUGUUCGAGCUAGGCAAGCAGCCGAGGCCAGGGCUGGUCCUGUUUAUUAAGAGCUGGACGAAGGAUAUCUCCAGUUGCCUUGAAAUAUUAAAGCAGAUAUGAAUAAAUACCCAAGAACAAGGGAUAUGGGGGUAUCUCAGAAAAGCAGGGGGAAUAAAAAAGAUAAUUUAUCCGACUGUGCACUGCAGUUUGCCAAGAGGAUUUUCUUCAGCUAAGUGGAUGUGCAUCACAUUGGACCAAACGUUCCCAUGAGACAGGACUACAUAAUUUAGCAGGUGAAAUGAAAAAAAGAAAGAAAUGCAAAUGUAAUGAAUUUUUGUAGGUUAUUUUUCUUUUGUUGUCGUUUUUAUUUUUUAAGUUAAUUCUAGUGUUGUCCCCCCGCAUUUUUCCUGAACAACUGAAGAAUACAGUACAGCCUGUCAUACAUAUUUUACACUGAGGAGAAAUACAAAUCUAAAGUACAGGAAGAUUUCGUUGUCAUAAUCAAAUCUGCAAACUUAAUCUGCUAAUUGUCUAUGAUGUUUAUUAACAUUAUGUGCCUCUUUUUCAGUUUAUCAGUGCAUCUGUCACAUUUGUUUUUAGUUUCAGAGUUUGAAAGCUGACUGUCGUCUGAUCAGAUCGCUGCAAAUUUCCUUUAGUACUGAUACAGCACAGUACAAGUCAGUCUGUCCGAGGUACAUAUUAUUUAUACAAAGCGAUAUUUACUACAUAUUACAUACCCAACCAAUACGUUGCAUACCCAACCAAGAAGAGACUCUGUUCGAUGUCCCCUUUGUCUACCCUUUUUAAAAAGUAAAAAAAAAAGUUUAAAAAUGGUAUAUACCAACAUGAUUUAGACAUGGUACCUCUGUAAUGCCACACUAUACUUUAAAGUACCAUGCUAUAUGACUAUGUGAAUAAUUGAUUAAAUUACAUUUUGCAAGCAUAUUCCAAGGGUAUGAUUAUACCCUUGGAAUAUGUUUUCAAAAUAAUGUUUGAUUAUGAUUUCCUGAUUUUCCAUGAUGGUAAUUGCCCCCUCAAUUUUAAUUUUCUAAUAGGGGUGGAACGGUUCACGGAAAAAAAUC